Molecule: messenger RNA, 2617 nt
Organism: Stegastes partitus (bicolor damselfish)
Lineage: Eukaryota; Metazoa; Chordata; Actinopteri; Pomacentridae
Product: breakpoint cluster region protein
Exons: 22
Coding region: 78-2513 (811 amino acids)
Biological process (GO): positive regulation of GTPase activity; signal transduction
Cellular component (GO): membrane
Molecular function (GO): guanyl-nucleotide exchange factor activity; GTPase activator activity
Source: RefSeq, a predicted model, not a curated record
CACCAGCUGAGUGCGUUUCACAUGCAGCGCCUCGACUGCUCAGCCUGCGAGCUGUGAGCACAGCAUUUGUUUCUGCCAUGGACGUCUACCGGGAGGCUGUGCAUUAUCUGGAGUCACAACGUGUACCAGUGGAAGCAGAGACAGAUGUCUUGGAAGAGGAUGUUUUCCGGGAUGAAGCAGAGCCUUGCCUUCUUUCUCCUCUUCACCCUGAGAGUAUAGACUUCCCCGACACCCCCACAUUGUGCAGCCUGGACGAGAUGCUGGAGAGAAGGCUUGUGGUCCUGAAAGGCAUCCUGGAGAGUGAGGAGGUUUAUCUCAGAGAGCUGGACGCCCUGCUGACGCCCAUGAAGGCUCUGAGGGCCUCGGCUGGGACCUCCCAGCCAGUUCUGUCCAGUCAGCAGGUCCAGACUGUUUUCUAUCAGGUGCCGGAGCUCAGAGACGUGCACCAAAGCUUUUACUCAGGCCUGAAGGCCCGACUGAGCACUCAGGCUGAGUUUGAGCUAAAAGUGGGGGACCUGUUUCUGAAAAUGGUGAACCAGAUCGGUCUGUACGGUGGUUUCAUUGAAAACUAUGAAAAGGCCGUCGAAGUCGUUAGGAAGUGCACACACUCUGAUCCUCGCUUCCGAACUCUGGCCCAGAGCAUGAUGUCUAACAACGGUGCAGACAAAACUAAAUACACAUUUGAAGCUCUCCUGUAUAAGCCUUUGGAUAGAGUCACCAAGACCACAUUAGUGCUGCGUGACCUGCUGAAGACGACACCAGAGGAACACAGAGAUUACGUAGCCUUGCAAGAAGCUCUGAGAUUGUCUCGCAGCUUCCUGUCUGGUGUCAAUGAGAGUUCACAGAGUAGACGGGAGGUUACUCUCAGUCACGGCAUGAGACGUCAGCUGAUGCGUGAUGGCUUUGUAGUGGAUGUGAGUGACGGGGAACGCAGCCUGCGUCACCUCUUCCUGUACACCGACCUACUGCUGUGCACUAGAUUCAAACAUGCAAACAGAGGGAAGCAGGACCAGUACAGGUUUGGCUGGUAUCUGCCUCUUGCCGGUCUCAGACUUCGUUGGGUUUCAGACCAGGAACGACCAUCUGACGUGAACAUCCGCUUACACUCCAUAAGAACCAAAAUGUACCUCCUACACCGGCAGCUACGACAACAUGCGAAGGGCUCCAGGGGCCUGGCUGUGCCAGCUCGUAGCAGGAAGAAGCUGGAACAAAUGGAGCUGAUGCUGCUCACACACUCUCCUCUUUACAGGCUGGAGCUGCACAGCCUCAGUGGAAAAAGCCACACUCUCCUCUUCUCCUCCCUGUUUGAAUUAGAAGAAUGGAGAGAAGCCAUCCAAAAACUGACCACAGACAACAUAGAAACCGUCCCUCCAGACCUGCUCACUCUCACAAGUGCAUGUGCGAAACUGAGAAUGACCCAGCAGCCGCCACUACACACCACUACUGCCGGAGAAGACGACAAGUCGCUAUGUGGGACUCUGAGUGUGGCCAUCCAUUCUGCUUUUGGUUUACAGCAACCAGCUUGUGUGUAUGUGUGUGUGGAAGUAGACGGCUAUGAGUUUUACGAUAAACAGGCCCAGACACACUCUUCAGUCCACAGCCUCAACCCUCACUGGGACCAGGAGCUGUCUUUCCAGGUAGACGGUGCACAGAACAUGAACGUACUGUGCGUGAGUCAGUCGAAUGGACAGAGUGACACAGUUCUGGGAAAAACUACUGUAAAGCUGAAACCUGAAACCCUAAACAAGCGAUGGAGAAGACAGACUCUCCAUCUGGGCCAGGUGGAGGUGAAUCUCUCCCUGAAAUACUCUCCCCACCCGCUCGAGCCUCCCAGCUCCACAGCCCAACAACCGCCCGUCUUCUGCGUUUCCAUCCAGAGCGUGGCACAACAGGAGGGAGUGUUUGUUCCUCAUGUGGUGCGGUGCUGUGUGGCCGAGGUGGAGAGCAGAGGCAUGGCUGAGGUGGGGAUCUACAGGAUUUCAGGAACUGGCAGUGAUAUCAACAUGCUCAAGGCUGCGUUCAACAGCAAUCUGCGUGAAGCAGUGAGCAGGCUCAGAAGCACCGACGUGAACGCUGUUUCUGGUGUCCUCAAGCUCUACUUCAGAGAGCUGCCUGAACCUCUGAUACCCACCGAGCUGUUUCAGAGUCUGGCAAGAACUCUGGACAUCCAGGACUUGAACUCACGGCUGGUCUCCAUGCUGUCCCUGCUGCAGUCCUGUCCUGACGCCAACCGCAACACCUUCCUCUACCUCUUGCAUCAUCUCCAACGAGUGUCAGAGAAGCAAGACGUUAACAAGAUGUCUCUGCUUAACCUGGCUACAGUAUUUGGUCCCAGCCUUAUACGCCCUCCCGUGGCUGGGUUGGGGUACGACGGCCCCACUGUGGACAUCUCUCAGGAGGUUGUGAUACAGGUCCAAGUGGUUUACAGUUACCUGCAGUGCGACUACCUCCCCGAAGCCCAGAUCUCUCUGCCACAUGACACAGAUGCUGAAGAUGAGACCACCCACGUGUGAGACCACCAUCUGUGUCGCGGCUGGCAGGGAAUUCAAACAGCGCAGCGUAGAGCCAUCUGAGUGAAGUCUGUAAGACAAUAAAGGUAUUUAUUGAUUAAAAAAUA